Molecule: messenger RNA, 2598 nt
Organism: Besnoitia besnoiti
Lineage: Eukaryota; Apicomplexa; Conoidasida; Eucoccidiorida; Sarcocystidae
Product: DnaJ domain-containing protein
Exons: 13
Coding region: 1-2598 (865 amino acids)
Biological process (GO): fatty acid metabolic process
Cellular component (GO): mitochondrion
Molecular function (GO): trans-2-enoyl-CoA reductase (NADPH) activity
Source: RefSeq, a predicted model, not a curated record
AUGGGGCGGGUGGAGACGCACUACGAGGUCCUUGGUGUGCCAACUGAUGCAGCUCUAGGGGACAUUAAAAAGGCCUUCAGGCAACUAGUGAAGGUGCACCAUCCUGACAAAAAGUCAGGCGAUCCGAAUGCGAAUCAAGGACGAUAUCUUCAAAUACAGGAAGCGUUCGAGACGCUUAGCGAUUGCCGAGCCAGACAAGACUAUGAUGCGUGGCUGCAUGAGCAAACAGGAAGCCAGAACUCAUGUACCUUUGGCAAAGGUUCUCGGCCUCCGCAAGGAUCCUCCACGGUGGAGCAACGUUUUUUAAGCGGCUUCUUUAAGAGCGAUGGCACUGGCACUGAUUACAGCUGCUCCGAGCCACGCUCGGAUAUUCGGGGCUCAACGCCUGUACCGGUAGGGACUUUACCCUCCUCUAUCACAACGACGUCGACCCCCACUCUGUUCCGCGCAGCCGACGAACCCGAAACAACAGACCUGUUCCGUCGUCUCGAUAGAGCUGACACCACUAUGAGCCAUAGUGAGGGAUUUGAGCAAUGGCUUCGGUCUCGACCUGCAUCUUCCUUAGGCGUUGUGAACGACGAUGUUAUUCUGAGCAAGCAAGGCCCAGCUACUAGACCCCAGGAAAACGCAAUCGUGAAGCACACGUGCAUAUGGCCUGUCACUGCUAUUGUCCGGGAACACGUCCCUGGACGAGGCGAGAAUCGGAGACAAACAAACUGUCAAGGUGGUGACCGUUGUGACACGGAGGACAACAGGGAUGAAAGACCUGAUAAACCGAGGCGAGGAGCUGCGGUACAAGGGGCUGAUGUGUGGAAGUCAUGGCAAAUAAAAGCUAUUAGUAUGAAGCUGAAGGACGAACUCGACUGGGGUGAAGUCCUUGUCCGUGUCCUCCAUGCCGCGGUCCUUCCUUACGAUCUCGUGAUGGCUCGAGAUGGUUUGGACAUUUUGGGUGAGGCCGCGCAAAUGGAGGAUGAACGCCUUGAUGAUUGGCUUCGUCAGGAAGACUCCAACAUAAAUGGUGGUUCUGCUUUGGAAUCGAAGCUAAGCUUCACACAGGAUGUCAUCCUUGGCUGCUCCUGCCUUGCGGAAGUAAUUGAGGCAGGCCCAGGGGUCAAGCUUCUUAGUCCAGGAGACUAUGUCUUCCCCCUCGGAGCUGGCGAGGGCUGCUGGCGAGCCGCGUCGAUUUGGAAGGAACGUAACCUUAUGAAAGUGCCAAAGGACCUUUUCCCUCGCACGGAAGAAACAGCGGUUGCUAAGGAACUCUUUCUUGCCUAUCAUUUGCUCCAGGAGCACGCGAGGACCCUUAAGCCUGGCGACGCCGUCCUAGUCAACAGCGCGGGCUGUCUGGUCGGGCAAAUGCUUGUGCAGUUUUGCCGUUUGUUGGGCCUACGCUGUAUCUGCAUUGUGAAUCAAUACCUUCGAUCUCUCGGUGCAACGGAUGUAUUCGCUCCUCAUGACAACGUCACGAAAUGUCUGAGGAAAACAAGGCAGAGCCUUCCCUUGGUGGCUUUCGAGCUGAGUGGAGGGAGCCUAGGAGGUCUCACCGUCGCCGCAUGGGUUGCACGCGGAGGCAAAGUUGUUCUGGUGCACGCCGCAGGAGAUAUUCCGGCAGUCACUGAGAAAGCAACAAUUCCAUGGACAGAGCUGUUAAGCCGCGACAUUCGUCUUGAGUCGUUCUACCUUACUGGCUGGCUAACGAGUGCUCGCAAUCGACAAAAAAUGAUUUCGGCGCUUGAGAAUAUCGGCGCGCUAGUAAGAGCAGGGAAGCUGGUUGUGGACCUUGCUGACCCACUGGACGUUUCUCCGUAUACAGGGGCCGAAACUGCUGUUGGCGCAAUGCUCGCUGUAUAUAGGGGCACAUCCGGCGAAUACGUCCAGCAGCCGUUGUUGACGUUUGCUUCUUUCGAAAGAGAGCGGCUCCUCUAUGAAGAAGAGCAAGCUAAAGUUAUCCUACAGGAACAACAAACAAGGCGGGCUCGAGAAUUACUUUUCACGGAGAAGGGCAGUCGCUCGUGUGCCAGCGACAAAGCACGACUUUCUGAGUAUCUUAGAGCACACGAAGCCACGUCUCCAGUAGAAGCCAGAGCGGGCGGAGGAGGACUUUCUAUGGUCGAACUGCCACCGGAUCGAAGUCUGGCGGGACACACACCCCGCAGCGACGAGUCUGAGCCAAUCUGCGUCUUCCUUCAUGAUCGAGGAGCAGUACCUGAGGAGUUGAAGAUUCUUUUCCGGCACUACCGCCAACACUUUCGAGAGACGUUCCAAGGCGCGCAUUUCGUCUUCCCAGCUGGACCGUUCGUAUCGUCCAUGUUCCCCGUGGAAGCAGUACUGUGCUUGGGAGCUCCGCUGUUAGAGGAACGUAUCCUUCGCUUCCUCCUCGCACGAGCGGAUAGCCACGCCAGAGAGGUGAAGAUUUUCUUUUUGGUCGGCUCGAAAGACACGGAGUGUCCAGCAUGGGCGCAAGAAGAAUGGAGGACAGCCUUCGAACGCUGCAGGUACUGCGUGACCCGAGAAGCCAUAAUCGAUGGCACCCACGAAACUGACGAUCGCACCCUUGCGCAUGUUGCCGCUGUUUUCUCGGUUCUGAGGCUCACGUAG